This is a messenger RNA of Rhododendron vialii, 1537 nucleotides long. RefSeq names its product 26S proteasome regulatory subunit RPN13. The transcript has 14 exons. The record is from RefSeq and is a predicted model, not a curated record. Gene Ontology annotation, cellular component: nucleus; proteasome regulatory particle, lid subcomplex; cytoplasm. Gene Ontology annotation, molecular function: endopeptidase activator activity; ubiquitin binding; proteasome binding. Gene Ontology annotation, biological process: ubiquitin-dependent protein catabolic process. The coding region runs from base 176 to 1153 and encodes 325 amino acids. Lineage: Eukaryota; Viridiplantae; Streptophyta; Magnoliopsida; Ericales; Ericaceae.
GGUUAAACUAAAUACAUUCCUACAUCGACUGGUACAGACCGUUCAGUCGAUUCAUUCUUCCAAGCCCUAGGUCGACCAGAAGAAGAGCUCUCUCAGUCUCCCUCUCUCUCGUCUCACCUCUCUCGGUUAUCUUGCGUAGUAGUUUGUGGUGAGGAAAGCAAAAAGCAGUGGACUAAUGGGUUCAUCAGCAACAGAGGCUUUUCCUGCAAUGCAGGAAAUCUUUAUGGAAUUUCGUGCUGGUAGAAUGAUUAUGGAGGGAAAACGUGUUGUUCCAGAUCCACAUAAAGGGCUUGUUCGCAUGGGAAGGGGUGAAGAGGGAUUGGUCCAUUUUCAAUGGCUUGAUCGCACUCGUAACGUUGUCGAAGAUGAUCAAAUUGUUUUCCCUGAGGAAGCAGUUUUUGAGAAGGUUACACAAGCAUCUGGAAGGGUUUACAUCUUAAAGUUCAAUACCGAUGAUAGGAAGUUCUUCUUUUGGAUGCAGGAGCCAAACCCAGAAGGUGAUUCACAGUUAUGUGACUUGGUCAACUUCUACAUCAACCGGCCGUUAGAGUUUCUUGGUGAGGAAGAGCCCGACGCUUCUGUUCCGUUACAGAGUUCCGAAGACAUAGCUGAUGACGAUAUCUCAUCAAGGGCUGGAAAUUUGGUUGGUUCAAGCAUGGGCACAGAAGUAACUAGUGAUGUAACCUCUUCGGGACCUGUAAAAUUGGCAGAUCUGCAGAGAAUAUUGAGUAAUAUUGGGCCCGCAGUUGUAGGUGAAGUUGAAGAUCCAGAUGCAGGUUUUGGAUUAGGAGAUAUUUUGAAGCCUGAUUGGAUAUUCCCUUUGCUGGAGAAUAUUCCAUUGGAGGAGCGGCUGGUGUCCUAUUUACCCGAGGGCCAAUGGACUUCAGAGGAGCUAAUCGAUUUACUUCAGAGCCCUCCAUUUCGCCAACAAGUGGAUUCAUUUACUUAUGUGCUUCGAACCGGGCAGAUAGAUCUGACACAGUUUGGAAUUGACCCAAGUAAAUACAAGUUUACAGUGCUCUCUUUCCUUGAGGCACUAGAAGAUUCUGUCCCGAAGAUUUCAGAACCCGAGCCCGAGGAUUCUACACAAGGCGAAAAGGAUUUAAUAGCCGAGACUAGUAACCGUGGUGAUCCUAUGGAUGAGGGAAGAUAGUUGAAGCCACUGCUGGUGUUUGUUGUGGAAGUAUGGAGUUUCAUUUACUUAUAGUCACAUUGUCACAGAAGUCAAAGAGAAGCAGCAGUCGAUUAGGGAUUGGUUUUAUUACAAAUUGUCACCUGUCUAAUUAAAUCUCAGUUAGUUGAUACACUAUAAUUGCUCGGAAAUUGAGAUGUUGAAAAUGUUUUGGAGGAUCACCAAUUUUAUUGGUGCCUGGUAUAGAUACGUAUAAUGUUUUUAAAUUGGGAUAUGUAUCGUGUAUUGUUUUUCACUUAGUUCGUGUUGAGAUACGUAUCGUGUAUUUUGAGAUACAUUUGCUGGAAGAGUAAAAGUUUCUAUUGUGUAGUUGGACAAUAUUUUUGGAAGAUGGAGACUACUAAA